Micropterus dolomieu (smallmouth bass) is the source of this 685-nucleotide messenger RNA. Its product is annotated as cytochrome b-c1 complex subunit 10-like. Gene Ontology annotation, cellular component: mitochondrial inner membrane. Gene Ontology annotation, biological process: mitochondrial electron transport, ubiquinol to cytochrome c. The transcript has 3 exons. The record is from RefSeq and is a predicted model, not a curated record. Bases 21 to 200 code for a protein of 59 amino acids. NCBI's taxonomy places the organism in Eukaryota, Metazoa, Chordata, Actinopteri, Centrarchiformes, Centrarchidae.
CUACAACAGAGAAGGUCAGGAUGAUGCAGAACAUUCUUAACAAAAUCGUCGGUAGAAAGUACGUUGGUAUUCUAAGGGCGUGGGUACCAAAUAUGGUUGCCUGGGGAACAGUUGGCGGAGUGGCGCUCAUUCACUUCACAGACUGGCGAUUAGUUCUAGACUAUGUGCCAUACAUUAGAGGGAAGUUCAAGGAUGAGUAAAGUCCCACACAACUAACACAACUGACCAGAGCUUGGGAAUGGGCACAUGGGUGGAUUGCUAAACAACGCAAGCUUAAAGGGGGAUGCCCUGGCUCAACAAUCAGUCACUGAGGGCUUGUUAGGAGUUUGGACAACAGGAUGCACUCUGUAUAAAUGCUGUUCUUGAUUCAGUAUCACUUAAUGUGAAUAAAUCUUUGAUUUACCCCAGUGUGUCCAGGUAUACUGCAAAAUGCCAAUUAUUAAAAUCUUAUGGAUAAACUGCUUGGUGAGAGGUUUUUUUUUUAAAUUUUAUUUUCUAUUUUGUGUCCAGUGCUUCAUAUGCAAGUCUAGUAUGUUUGCAAUGAAUUUUGCAAUGAGCUGCAUUUACUUUUCUUUUGCAUGGAGCAGUUGUGAACGCAUAGAUUUUGUUGACCUGAUAUUUAUUAAAUGGUCAUGACUAUUUGUACUGUAAAAAUAGUGUGAAAUAAAAACAAGUACAGAAUGCA